GUGCCAAGACCGAAUCCGUCAAAUAUUGCAUCGCAGUAAGAACUUGGUGGCUUAAGAUGGCGGCUGCAUAUGUAUUUGGUUUUAUCCUCGUCUUCGGACUGGUUGGGGCCCUCCACCCAGUCUUGAGAGAUGCUACGCCAGCGUUUGUGGAGGACAUGCGCGGCAGCAGCAGGAUCGUCGCCGGCUGGCCUGCAGCAGAUGGGCAGAUCCCCCACCAGAUCAGCCUCCGCAUGGUGAGCGCGGCCGGCGCCGUCUCAUCUUGCGGCGGCUCCGUCAUCCACCACAACUGGGUCAUCACCGCUGCUCACUGCGUGGCCAA
Molecule: messenger RNA, 319 nt
Organism: Ostrinia furnacalis (Asian corn borer)
Lineage: Eukaryota; Metazoa; Arthropoda; Insecta; Lepidoptera; Crambidae
Product: serine protease SP24D-like
Exons: 3
Biological process (GO): proteolysis
Molecular function (GO): serine-type endopeptidase activity
Source: RefSeq, a predicted model, not a curated record